This is a messenger RNA of Spodoptera littoralis (African cotton leafworm), 2715 nucleotides long. The record is from the annotation of a GenBank genome assembly. Lineage: Eukaryota; Metazoa; Arthropoda; Insecta; Lepidoptera; Noctuidae.
AUGGCGCUUGUAAUGCUACCUUGUGAUCUUCCCUGGUGGACGUCAGUGCAACGGCACUUGAAGCAUCUGCUCCUGGCGUCUUCGCCGGCGAAACUUACAGCCAGCAUGCUGAAAAUACAUGACAUGUGCAACAUCGGCAUAGACCCGGAUGAUGAUAUCAAGGACCCGGAGCUGAUGAAAGGGCUGGAGGUGUUCCUCGAGGAAGAGAUGACGGAGGAGGAGAGGAGGCACUUCCUCGAUAAUACUAUUAGGAUCAUGGUGAACAAGGCGCUGCACCUCAAGCGCUGGCGACCGCCUAAAGGACUGAUGUUCAGCUUACAACAACAAAGUGAUGUAACGGAACUAGAGUACAACUUCGUAUCGUCGCUGGUGGCACACGCCUUCUUCUCCACGAACCCCAAGCGGACGCUCAAGACACACCCCACCUUGCAAGACUUCAACUUUACCCAUUUUUUUAAGAAUUUACACAGAAAAUCGCAAAGGAACAAAUUAAAAAGCUUACUUCACUACUUUGAAUGGUUAGAUAAGAGUAGCAACGAGGGAUCCAUUAAGUUAAGCAGACAGGUGAUGACGUCAAAACAGUGGUUGACUAUAGAGGACUGGUUGGAAUGCACGUUGCCGCUGUGCAAGUUGCUGGUGCGACACGAGGGUCGUCCCGAGCGGUGCGAGAAUGACGAGGCCAUCAGAGUGUGCUUCGCGUCCAGUAGGGUCGGCGGUGAUACACUCAUUGAUGGAGAAUCACAGGAAUCCCUAUCUAUGUUUAUGAUGCCGGAGCUGCUACCGGCGAUGCUGUCGGUUGAGGCGUUGGAAGACAAUGAGGUGCUCAAGGUGGAAGGGGUCAGACUAUUCAGCAGGAUCUGUGACAAGAGACAGAAGACCAAAAUCGAACUACUUGAUGAACCAAAAACGGUGACCGUUUGUCUAAUGGACGCGGAAGAUUAUAGCAAACUGCCACUGGGGCAGUGGGAAGAAGACAACGUGCUUCGAGAACUCAACAAGUGCCUACUCGCCUUCCAACAAACUCCUAUGAAGACCAGAGAGGGCAACCGACACGAACGGAGACUCUCACCUAUUGGAGAAUCGUUCAGCCACACGCCACCUGAGGUAGAGGCGACAGUGGUGAUAAAGCAAGCUUCCUCGUGCAGCACGCUCAACAGCUACAACAGUCGCAGUCCUUCGCCGCAGAACUAUUGUGCUGCCACCCUCAAUCUUAACGAUCCUAGUGCAGAAUUCACAAAGAAGAAAUGUUGGUUAUCUCCGGACGGUGGCAUGUUGAACAACCGGCGCGGUCGUUUCAUAGUGCUGGGAUCCUCCGGCGAGUGCUUGCCAGUGACGCGGUCUACCGGCGCCCUGCAGGACGGGCAGGAAGACAGUCUCUACUCCAGCUGUAACUCCAGCGACGACGAAUACCACAGCGCUAAUGAUAGCUUCGAUUAUGGCAGUGAAGACGAAGGUCGUGGCGAGAGUGCUCGUCCCAAUUCAUUCCAGUACCUCAAGGAGCUGUCGACGGAAGAAAGACGGCUGAGUUUCGCAGACAGACUACGGGAGGCUUUGAGAAGAGAAGCUGAACAUUCUACCACCACAAGCACUGGGGACUGGUCCACUGAUAGUUCUAGCUAUGCUGUCGGUAUCAGCAUAUCUGGGGCGGGGGUGCAAGACAAUGAUAUCAGGGUAAAACGCGGAGGUUCAGUUGGCUUCGUGUUGACGGAGAAGGAGACUGUAAGCAACGGCGAGCCUUCACCGAGACAUCGACCGCUCGGCAGGAAGGACACCGGCAACAGUUCUAAGUACAGCUUCAGCACCGAAUACACUUCGGAGUUAGAAGAGGUGUACGAGCAGUUCAACCAGUGGCUGAACGACCCCAUCGUCGACGCGGAGUCCGGGGAACACAAGAACAGGGAACUCGACUCGCGAGACUUGGCUGUGAUUAGGUUUGCAGGCUCCCUGUUGAAGCGUACUCUGUCGGAGUCUCUAGCAGUGGGCGGCGGUAGCGGCGCGGACGCCGCGGAACUGUACGGUCGCGAGCCGCGCGCGAUACCGCCGCGUCCGCUGGCGCUGGCGGCGCGCUCACUGUCUCUCGAGCUAGCAAGGCACAAACAUCGACUGGCUGCACAUCUCAAACGUAAAGUAAAAGAAUCUAUACCGGAGGAGAUAAUAGAGGGCACGCGAGCGACCGCGACCGCAGACACAGAACGCGGCGACGAAGUCAAACGUACGGACACGACUGAGUCAGACACUGAGUCCAACCGCGGACUCAGGAGGAAAAAGUUGAACUGGAUGAUAAACAUGAUCGUAGAGACGAUUGAGGAGACCGUCGAGUGCGAGCCGGUCACUGUAAAGCUAAAGAAACCGAAGCUGUCGCAGUUGGCGCAAAAGAUCGUGUCGGGCGGCGCGUGUCGGCCCGUGGCCACGGGCAACUGGGGCUGCGGCCGGCGGCUGCGCGGACAUCCACAGCUCAAGCUGCUACUGCAGUGGCUGGCCGCCAGCGUCGCCGGCGUGCCCGCGCUCAUCUACUACACCUUCGGCAACGAGAAGCUCUUCAAGUUGGACACACUUGUCAGGGUCCUAGUGGAUAGAAAAUGGACGGUGGGUCAGUUAGCGCGCGCAGUUCUUAAGUUCGCGCGACAGACGCUUAACGAACCGCACGUUAUACCGGACAACCAUUCGCUGUUUGACGAACUAAUAGGCAUCGAGAAGAUACCAGACGACACAUAG